AAAAAAAAAAAACACGAAGAAAGGUAUAUCGCUUCGUAUUGUCGCAGAGUUGAGAGUUCUUUCCGACAACGUCGACGGCAGGAUCUCCUCUCUCAUCUUCCACCGUCUUCCUUUUCUUCUUCUUUCACUGUUAUCUCUCUACAAUCUGUGGCAGCGGGCACCAAUCUUCAAUGGAGGAACUCAAUUUUUUGUAGUAGGACUGCUCGAUCGAUUCUUAAUUGGAGAGGCAGCCUCUACAGAACACCAAGUCCUCGCGAUUGUCGUCUCCACACUAUACAGUAAACGAUCGAAUUGCAAUUGGCAUGGCUGAUUACUCCAAGGACGACGUCGUUCAGCUGAUCAAGCGAUUCGGCGCUUUUCUCACCGUCAAGAUUUCCAAUCUCUUCCGUUCCAUGGAUACAAAAUCUGUUGGGGCUUUGGCAGGUCUUGCAUUAGCAAUAGUGUUUACCUGGAGACUAUUGAGAUCACCUAGUGGCACUCAAAGGAGACGACCAAAACGACAAGCUGCACCGUCUAGUAGUUCUGGUGCAAGUAGUCAUACAAAUGCAACUAUAACAACUUCUGUUGUUAACCCAUCAUCAGAUGAUUCAAGAGCGCAAAAUGUUAUUGAUGAGUUUUUUCAGCCUGUAAAGCCAACCCUGGGGCAAAUAGUCAGGCAGAAGCUGAGUGAAGGGAGGAAGGUAACCUGUCAGUUACUUGGUGUGAUCCUUGAGGAAACUACCCCUGAGGAGCUUCAGAAACAAGUAACAGUGAGAUCCUCUGUCCUGGAAGUAUUGCUUGAAAUCACCAAAUAUUGUGAUCUUUAUCUCAUGGAAAGAGUUCUAGAUGAUGAAAGUGAAAAAAAGGUCCUCUUGGCUUUAGAAGAUGCUGGGGUAUUUACAUCUGGUGGCUUGGUGAAGGACAAGGUUCUCUUUUGUAGCACUGAGAAUGGGCGAAUAUCGUUUGUUAGGCAACUGGAACCGGAUUGGCAUAUUGACAUAAAUCCCGACAUUGUAACGCAGUUAGCGAGAUUCAUCAAAUACCAGCUUCACAUCUCACCAACCAAGCCGGAACGAAUGGCCGCAAACGUUUUCAACUCGCCCUCCUUGGAGCAGUUCUUCGGAUGCGUUUAAUUAGCCUCGGCGCAAAAGUAGCAAAAAAGGGGUUUCGAUACAUUUUGCAACUUGCUUUUAGGGUCUUUCUCUUUGGAUUUUAAAACUUUGUUCAAGGGUCAUGCCCAUCUUUAAUGCCUUGCAGUUGCAAGAUUUCAAGUAACAGGCAUGCACUGUGUAUUAUUCUGGUAUUCAUUCAUAUGGUGUUUGUGUAUUACAAUUAUUAAGGAUUUGACUUGCUGCAAAUGCUGAAGGCAAAAAAGGCCGGAUCUUUAUAUUUGUUGAA
Molecule: messenger RNA, 1377 nt
Organism: Ipomoea nil (Japanese morning glory)
Lineage: Eukaryota; Viridiplantae; Streptophyta; Magnoliopsida; Solanales; Convolvulaceae
Product: peroxisome biogenesis protein 22-like
Exons: 8
Coding region: 303-1112 (269 amino acids)
Biological process (GO): peroxisome organization
Source: RefSeq, a predicted model, not a curated record